Messenger RNA from Daldinia loculata, 1261 nucleotides. RefSeq names its product P-loop containing nucleoside triphosphate hydrolase protein. Gene Ontology annotation, molecular function: GTP binding; GTPase activity; GDP binding. The record is from RefSeq and is a predicted model, not a curated record. The coding region runs from base 429 to 1244 and encodes 271 amino acids. Gene Ontology annotation, cellular component: plasma membrane. NCBI's taxonomy places the organism in Eukaryota, Fungi, Ascomycota, Sordariomycetes, Xylariales, Hypoxylaceae. Gene Ontology annotation, biological process: signal transduction. The transcript has 2 exons.
CAAUAUAUCAUCCAAGCGAGAUGGGUGCAGCUACGCAAGUAAGCAAUGGAAUGCACCAUGCAAUGCGCUUCGGGAGUUACCCGUGCACAGAUUGGUCUGCCAUCGCCCGAUAAUAGGCAGUGACGCUUCCAUCAAGAUUUCGAUGCCGGAUCGUGCAGAGAAGAUAGUAGUCGAUCACCUUAAACGUUUUCGCUUCCCGAUCUUUGCGACUCCUUCGUCACACGGAGGGGACCUCUGUAACAUUCGACAGAAUUGAAGGGGCCCAUUGCAAGGCAUCACAGAAUCUACCGAUUCUCGUGGUUGUGUUAUACCUUUCCGUAAUAUUGUAAUUCACGAGCGCCUCCUCUUAUAUAAUUAGCUGCUUUGAGCUUCUCAUCCAAAUAUGGAGUUGUUUUUCCUAUGCUCCCGUAUACAUUUUUGCCAAUGCGAUGUCCGAGUCUAUGUGGACCGAAGACGAGAUUCGAUACUUCCGAGCCUUGCUUGCGUGGGUAGCGAGCGAUGAGGAGGAUGAUAGUGGUUAUGAUAAAUUGCCUCCCCUGGAGAGGCAUGCAGGGGAAUUCAUGUUCCUCGUCCUAGGAGACAAGGGUUGUGGGAAGACGUCGCUUCUAGACAGGUUCUGCUUCGGUACAUUCGCCGAGGAGGAUCGGCCAUCCGAACUUGACGAGCAAGAACGAGGCUAUCGCCAUAUCCUAAGAAUUGAGGACCAAACUUAUGUCAUCAAUGCCUUAGAACUUCCAUCUCGGCAUCUGUCCAGCGAGGAGCAGCUCACACAAGCGGUACAGAUCACGGAAGCUGUUGUCCUAGUAUAUGACGUCAAAUCGAGAGGGUCCUUCACUCUCCUCCAAGACGUCUACAACCAUAUUCGCGAUAUGAUCGGGCAGACACGCACGUACGGUCUCAUGCUCGUAGGUACUAACUCCGACUGCGAGGACGAACAGCGAGAGGUAUCCUGGGCCGAGGGCCGCAAGCUCGCAGCAAGCUUCGGGCUUGGAUGCGCGUUCCUCGAGACCUCGGCCAAAUCAGGCGAUAAUAUCGACAGGAUUUUCCCACAGCUGGGGAGGGAGGUCCUCAAGUUAAGGUGGCUUAGCCAUCAGCGGAGAGAAGAGGCCGAAAGACUAUCUAUCGAUGCGAGGCAGCGCUCUAUUGAUGUUUCUUCUGCGAAGGGGAUAACGAGAUGGAGAUCAUGGACUCGACCUUGGUUUCAACGAAGGGUGGGAGAUCGUAAGGUGUCAGCUCCCUGCUAAAUUUUAGUAUCCCUUCU